This is a messenger RNA of Corythoichthys intestinalis (scribbled pipefish), 7051 nucleotides long. It is a transcript of the gene dapk2b, whose product is annotated as death-associated protein kinase 2b. Gene Ontology annotation, biological process: intracellular signal transduction; positive regulation of apoptotic process; protein phosphorylation. Gene Ontology annotation, molecular function: ATP binding; protein serine/threonine kinase activity. NCBI's taxonomy places the organism in Eukaryota, Metazoa, Chordata, Actinopteri, Syngnathiformes, Syngnathidae. Gene Ontology annotation, cellular component: cytoplasm; nucleus. The record is from RefSeq and is a predicted model, not a curated record. The transcript is spliced from 8 exons. The coding region runs from base 2076 to 3329 and encodes 417 amino acids.
UCGCAUAACUCAACAGUUGGGAGUCCUCCAUUCAUUUGCUUUUUGGAAUUGAGAUUUUCUGAUAGUAUCUGUCAGCAUUCUCAUGAAAUUUGUGAGCGGUCUGCUAUUUCUGUUUCUAAGUAAAACUCACAUUUAUUUGAAUUCCCCUUAGGUCGUGCUAUUAAAAUUUAGUCACAUUGCAUGUCAGUAAUUUGCCUUAAAGGUUAGUCAUAAUGGGAUUCAUUCUAGUUGUGAGUUGCUUUUUCAGACAAAAAAAAAAAUGUCACUACGCUUUACGUCACAUAAGAUGUCAGCACAUUGCAAAAAAAUCUCCGCAUACAUCACAAAAGCUUUUUGCAACUCUAAUUCCGUUGAAUUGUCUCUCGCCAGAACUUGCAUACAGAUAUUGUGGUUUCAGUUCCCACUGGGUGAAUGUGCGAAUUGUUGUCUGUCGCCUUGAUGUUGCCUGGCUCACCUGAAAUCAUCUGGGAAAAGCGCCAGCUCCCCCGUGACUCUUAAAACAGUAUGACCACAGUAAAAGGAAAAAGAGAAAAAAACACACAAGAGCAACUACUUCAUUAUUAUUUCUAUUAUAUACCUAUUUUACACAGCUGCAAAUAAUGUUAACUAAUUGAACAUUUAGAAAAACACUUUUUAAAGGGUAAAGCUCCACCUAAUAUGAAAAACUAGUGUUGUCAAAGUUAAAGAUCUAACUGGAGAUUGAGCUUUAAUUUUGACAACACUUACCACAUAUGUAACUUUAAUAUAUUUGAGAGGGUAAAUAUCAGUGUUGUUAAUCUUACUGAAAAAAAGUAAUUAAUUAUAGUUACAAAUUACUUCUCCCAAAAAGUAAUUGCGUUAGUAACUCAAUUACCUGAAUGUAAGAGUAAUUAGUUACUUGGCAAAGUAAUUGGUGAUAAUUACUUUUUUUUUUCCCCUCAAAAAAAAAAAAAAAAAAAAAAACAUUGGCCACACUAUGUGAAGUUUUUUGUGAAGGUUUUUGGCACAAUUGGCCCGAGCCCAAUUCUUUACCCAAAUUUACCCUUUACCCUGAAUCAACUGUUAAAAGUUGUUAAAAUUGCUCCCAUUAUUGCAUUUGUUCCCUUCUCUCUACUUUCGACAUAUGAAAGUUUUAAAAACUGUUUCAUCAUUUAUGUCUAAGUGUCCUUGAGCAAGAUACUGAACCCCACAUUGCUCCUGGUGCUGCGUCACCAGUAGGUAGAUGGCGAGAUAGUGUAAAGCGCUUUGAGCGCCUUGAAAGGUGGAAAAGCGCUAUAUAAGUAUAACACCAUUUACCAUAACACCAUUUAAAGAUAGAUUCAAGUCAAGAUUUUGCCGAUUUAGAAGUAUUUUAGAUAAAAAGUUACUUAGGUUCGCUAGGAAGGUUCUCUACAACAGAGCCGUCCUAAAAAGUCUACUGCUUUAAGAUGGCGGCUGUCUACUAAUGCAUUUAGUGCCAUGCAGUGUUGUUAAUUUUACUUUAAAAAAGUAAUUAAUUACAGUUACAAAUUACUUCUCCCAAAAAGUAAUUGCGUUAGUAACUCAGUUACCUGAAUGUAAGAGUAAUUAGUUACUUGGCAAAGUAACUAGUGAUAUAUUUUUUUUUCUCAAAAAAAAAAAAAAAAAAAAAAAAAAAAAAAAACAGGUCACACAAUGUGAAGCUUAAAGGGUUUGGGGGACAAUUGGCCCUAGCCCAAUUCUUUACCCUCCACUUAACUAGACACAAGGGUAUUGCGAUAACUAGCUAGUAACCUUUGCUAUGUGUGGAAGUCAUUUAAAGUUGUGAAUCAAUCGUUAAAGUUGUUAAAAUUUCUCCCGUUAUUGCAUUAGUUCCCUUCUGUCUACUUUAAACAUGUGUAAGUUUUAAAACUGUUUCAUCAUUUAAAGAUAGAUUUAAGUUAAGAUUUUGCCGAUUUAGGAGCAUUUUAGAUUUUAAAAAAUUACUUAGGUUCGCUAGGAAGGAUCUCUACAUCAGGGCCUUCCUAAGUUCCUGAGAGGUCUACUGCUUUAAGAUGGCGGCUGUUUACAAACGCAUGUAGUCCUUAAAACAUGUUGGCAAUGCAGCAGUGUCUGUCAAUUGCAUCUAGUUCUAUAAUAUGAUAUCUACCGUGUCAUGUGGGCGUAGUUUGUCGGCUAUGGCUGCAGUCAGGUAUUAUUGGAGCCACCUAGCAUCGCGGUUGCAACGGCGUCUUCCCCACUCCUGCUCUGCUCUCUCCCCAGUUUCUGGUGGAGAGUUGUUCGAUUUCCUGGCUCGUAAGGAGUCGCUUUGUGAAGAGGAGGCCACUCAGUUUAUCAAACAGAUCCUGGAUGGAGUCCAGUACAUCCACUCCAAGAGGAUUGCCCAUUUUGAUCUAAAGCCUGAAAAUAUAAUGCUACUGGACAGGAAUGGUCCUCUUCCCCGCAUCAAAAUCAUUGAUUUUGGAUUAGCACACAAGAUGGAAGAUGGAGCAGACUUUAAAAAUAUUUUUGGAACCCCUGAAUUUGUUGCUCCAGAGAUAGUCAACUAUGAGCCCCUGGGAUUGGAGGCAGAUAUGUGGAGCGUCGGUGUCAUCACGUAUAUUCUUUUGAGCGGAGCGUCACCUUUUCUCGGCGACACAAAGCAAGAAACGCUGGGGAACAUCUCGGCCAUGAGUUACGAAUUUGACGAGGAGUUCUUCAGCAACACCAGCGAGUUAGCCAAGAGCUUCAUCAGACAGCUGCUAGUGAAAGACACGAGGAAACGGAUGAGCAUACAAGACGCCUUGAACCAUCCUUGGAUUAAGUCUGGCGGGCGCGCACCGCAGAGCGCCGCCGAAGAGGCGGAGCAGCUGAAGACCGAGCGUCUCAAGGAAUACAACAUCCACUCCCACUCCAGCAUGAUCCAAAACAACACCUAUGCCGCCUUUGAACAAUUUGCCCAGGUGGUGGAGGAUGUCGGAUUGUUGGAGACAGAAGUGAAGCAGGUGGCGGGUGUUCACCGCAGCUUGCGAGGUGACCUGGAGACAUUGCUUGCCGUUUUCGAUGACAAAGAAGCUUGGUACAAAGAGGAGAACGAAAGCAACAGGAAGCAACUCUCACAGGUUGUCUAUGAGUAUCGCACAGUAGAGGCAACAAGAAGGCUCCUGCGGGAGGAUGUGACGGGCCUGGGCACUGCCUUGGACAGCAUCAGCGGCAAAUACCAGCAGAGGCAAAGCCAAAUGGACGCUCUGAGGCUGGAGCUGAAUUCGGAGCUGCAAUGGCUGCAAGAGGUGGUGCACUAUCUGGAUCCGCAGAGAGCACACAGCAGCAAUUUGGCUGAAGUGUUGAAAGAGCAGCCACAUCAGAAGGAGCUCCAUCCUGUGGCCCAACAACCUCUCACCAAAUCAACUUAAAAAGGGACUUUUAUUGUUUACAUGGAAUUGACUCUGAAUAUGCUUUGGGAAAGUCAUACAUUGGUCAUGUAACGGUCUAAAAAUGUCACAGAAAAUAUACACUACACUGAUAAAACUAAAAAUGAACAAUAAUUAUUUCCUCUAAAGUAAACGUACGUACGGUGAUCCCUCGCUACUUCGCGCACUUAGUCAAGCGCGAAUUUUUUUCCAAUUGAAAAAUAAAUAAUUAAAUACAGAUGAGACGGCCCGACCCGAUCACAUAGUCUCACUUUCCUUUUUGCUGCUCUUUGCUGGUCAGGCAGUGCACUGGAGUUGCUUCUUUAAUUAACGAUGAUUGACAGAUGUGUAAUGUUUGAUCUUGCCACAGAUGUUUGGAAGCCAAAGCUUCAAAGCGCCGUAUGCGUCAAUCAUCGUUUAACUUGUUAAACAGUUGCUGUGGCAACUCAUUGUGUGUAAGUGAGCAGCUUGAGCAGAUUUGAGUGGACUCACUCAAUGAAGCGUUCAAUAAAGACAAGCAUUUUUCUACUUUAUUCUUGUUUAAAAAGGAUUUGGUGGGACUGUAACAUGUUUGAAGUGCUGAAAAACCAUUCAUUAAAAAUAUAUACAUAAUUUAAAAAAUAUAUAUAAUUAAGAAAAAAGUUAAAAAAUGUCACAUAUGUACAUGUGUCUUUCAAAUGCUAAAUCUGAAUAAAUACAUUAUACACACAAAAAAAUUAGGGGGGGGCGCUACUUCUUGGUUUUUCACUUAUCGCGGCUGGUUCUGGUCCCCAUUAACCUUGAAAAACGAGGGAUCACUGUACUGUAAAUCUUCUAUUGUUUGAAACCACCAUUAGCAUUUGCAGUGUUUUUUUCACGUGCGUGAUGUGGGGCAUUAACUACCAACAAGUUUGCGAUCUUACACUCUGAGGCGGGGUCUCAAGUUUGCGGUCCGGGGCCAAUUGGGACCCGCGUGAACAGUAUGUUAUGGCCCCCUACUUGACAUUUAAGUGUUUGUGUAUCUAGGAUUUUUUUUUUUUAUAAUUACUUAUAGUUCAUGACAAUUUUCAGCUGUGUUGGUCAAGAAGUUAGCCAAAGUGACAUCAGGUGGUAGGAAAAUAUGCCCUAUCACUCAAUCAAAACCCACCGUGGAGAGAAAGGUUGGCGACCAAUGUAGACAAUUUCAGGAAAAGUGGGAAGCAGAAUUUUUUUUUUGGUUGAAUACAUGGGCAUUCUGACCUAGAUUUGUAUUAUUUUUAUAUGCACACAGAAAGUUGAUACUUGAUUCUUUUUUUAAUCCAGAUAUUUCUUGUUACAAGCCAGUAUUUGUAGUAAAAGCAUUUCAAAUUGGUAAAUCAAGAGUAUUUAUUUCGAGCAUUUAUCUACAUGGUUACCAUGCCCAAAGUGCUUUACAUUAGCACACAUUUACCCGUUGACGCACAUAUUCACACACCAAUGAUGCUGCCGACCCACUGGUUGCCAAAUCAGUGCCUUGCCCAAGGCCACUUAAACAGUGGGCAGUUGUCGGGGAAUCGAACUGCUGACUUCUCAGUCCUAGGACAAUUUGAGCCAUCAACUGCGCCACUGCCGCCACCAGUUUGAAUUUUAUUUUGAAUCUUACAGUAUAUGUUAUCAUGUUACUGAUAUUUGAUGAACAUGUACAGUAAACAUCCUAUAGGUGUGUGUCGUAUGAAUGAACUAGUUCUUAGACGUUGACGGGGUAUUGUGGAGGCUUGAAAAUUAAUGAUGUUCCCAUUGUAUUUACAUUUUCAAAAUGUUAAAUACUUUGUCUAAUUCAAAUUUCACUCCAUAAUGUCUAAAUUAUGUUUUUUACUUUAUGUACUGUAAUAAAUUACAAUAUUACUCACAAACAAGGGCAUAGGUUUGCAUAGAGACGGUUGGGACAUAACACUACCAACUUUUCAGGAUGCUCAUAUUGUCCCCACAUACUUUUAAGCAGCCUUAUUUGCAAUAUAGAAUGAGUUCGGUUGUAUAGGUAAUUUAGAUUGUCUUCCCAUACGUUUUAAGGAUAGAAUUGACUGUACCAUUAGUAUUAAGUGAAUUAUAUUCUUUAUGUUCAGACUUACAUCGACCCCUUUUAACUUGCUGAAUAUGCGGGUCCAUUUUUCCCCCCUCAAAGCACGUUUGAUUAGCUGAUGACUUGCAUUUAUUUAAAAAUAUAUUCAUUUAUUUUCUAUGUUAUUUAUCUAAAUACAGACAUUUUUUUCAGAUAAUCCUACUUUAACCAUAAUCGGGUUAAAAGUUUUCAUUUUUGUUGAGUUUGGCUGCACUUGUGCACAUAAGCAGUGGCGUUUUACCAUUUGUAUUUAUUUUAAUGUCAAUAUAAUUUAUGUUUAAAUAUUGUAGUUUAAAUUUUCUAAAAAAAUCCACACAUUUCUUCUGGAAGUUUUCAAAAUAUUUCUUUAGCAAUUUUUGAAAAAAAAGGUUUGAAUCGCACGGUGCAUCAGUUUUUACAGAUUUAUUUUGCAUUGAUCAUUUAGCCUAUCAAUUAAUUAGGUUCAUAAACGUGAGAAAUGUUGCCCUGACCCCCUGUUCCCCCAAUCUGUUUGGACUUAAUAAUGUCCCGUACCCAGCAAAAAGUGUACGUGCAGGUUAUGCUCUUAUAUUGUCCCUCCACUGAGACCAAACCUACGCCCUUGUCACAAAUGUACUCUACAGACGCACUGUGAAGUAUGGGCCUGUUCGGUUGACCACAAAGCUGAGAUACUUGCAGAAAGUCAUAACUUAUUCUAUUGUAUGGGUAGCGGAUACACAUUUUAAUCUUGUUUAUUUACUGACACUGUAAAUUUCUUGCAUAUCUGAAGAAAUUAUUUGUUGUAAUUAAUUUUAAAAACUAACUACUAAAUACAAUUGAGUUAAAUUAGAUAAUUUCCUGAUCAUCUUGCACACUAAUGUGCUACGGCACAGAGGAUGGAACUGGUGUAAAUGAAACGGAAUGCACUAUAUACAUGAUGUUUUUAUUGUACAAGUACUGUAGAAAAACACAUUACAUGAGCAAAAGCACAAUGACAAAGCGGUUAAGGAAUCUGCCUUUAAGUCUGUUUUGACAGGCUGCCCACCCUUAACCUCAUGACAUGAAGCGCUAUUAGAAAAGAUGGAUAAUCGUAUCAGGAAAAAUCUUGUGCACUGGAGCAAGGAAUUCCCAGAAUAUAAAUGAUACGUCUGCAUUUGUAGUUUAACAUUAGUGUCACAACCUUGUGGAUUAUUAUUUUUUAUUUUUUUGUAUUGAUGAAUGGUUUCUUAUUUUUGGAGCAAUAAGAUGCAUUACCAAACACGAUUGAUGACUUUGAUAGCUUUUCUGUUGUGUUAUGAAUUAUUGGUGGCCUCACUGCGGUCUGAAUAUGAGAUCGUAAAGCCAGUCUUUCCAAUGGAAUGCCUUAGAAUUACACAUUUGUAUUUUUCAUUCCAUUUUGUGAUUCCGUACUGUAUUUUUCUGCCCUUCUGUUACGGCACUGAUUUAUUUUUCCUCAAGUGGAAAGACCACUGAAAUGUGUUGUUUAUUUAUUUAACUUAUUAAUUUAUUUCUUGGCUUUAUUUGGGAGAUUUCCAAAAUUUUGAAACUGCAUGUAACGGAUGCACAAUGCUUAAGAUGCUAAUAUUUUGUGCACUUUUUUUUUUUUUUUUAAACUUCUGUGUUAAAACAUAUGUUGUUUUUAAACACAUGAAAUAAAUAUAUUCAAAAAAACAAUGUGUCGUUAUUUUUUGUGUGUCUAAAUUAUUCUCAU